UUUAUUAAAAAUGUGUGGAAUAUUCGCUUAUCUAAAUUUCUUUACGCCCAAAAAGCGUGCUGAAGUUAUUGACAUUUUGCUUCAAGGACUUAGACGUAUGGAAUAUAGAGGAUAUGAUUCUGCAGGUAUCGCAAUUGACAGCAGCAACAAUAACUCCGCCGACAAUAAAGACCAGAACGAUGUUGGUGUAUUUAGAAAGACUGGGAAGGUGGAUGCUCUUUAUGACCAUAUUAAAGGUAUUUAA
This is a messenger RNA of Meloidogyne enterolobii, 244 nucleotides long. Lineage: Eukaryota; Metazoa; Nematoda; Chromadorea; Rhabditida; Meloidogynidae. The record is from the annotation of a GenBank genome assembly.